This is a messenger RNA of Drosophila albomicans, 868 nucleotides long. It is a transcript of the gene Rap2l, whose product is annotated as ras-related protein Rap-2c. Gene Ontology annotation, cellular component: plasma membrane. Lineage: Eukaryota; Metazoa; Arthropoda; Insecta; Diptera; Drosophilidae. The transcript is spliced from 4 exons. Gene Ontology annotation, biological process: negative regulation of cell migration; Rap protein signal transduction. The record is from RefSeq and is a predicted model, not a curated record. Bases 251 to 799 code for a protein of 182 amino acids. Gene Ontology annotation, molecular function: GTPase activity; GDP binding; GTP binding.
GUUUUCACUGAAUGCCAGUGUCUAUUCAUAUGAGUAUAAUGACUGUCUGCCAGAAAAAUAAAAACUAAAUAAUCUUGUCAUUACGUGCAAUUGCAUUCAUCGUAUUUUGUUGUUCAUUAACAUUCAUCUAUUUGAAUUCUCCACAAUGCAAAUGUAUAUGAAUCGUUUUUCUCUUUAAGUGAAGCAUUAAAUAUAUAAUUUUAAGUUGUGAAACAAUCCGUUGUACAUUAUAAAAGAUUGUGUUUUAAACAUGCGAGAGUUUAAAGUUGUUGUGCUCGGAUCUGGCGGAGUUGGUAAAUCGGCCCUAACUGUUCAAUUCGUGUCGGGAUGUUUUAUUGAAAAAUAUGAUCCCACAAUUGAGGACUUCUAUCGAAAGGAAAUAGAGGUGGACAGCUCUCCCUGCGUUUUGGAAAUACUGGAUACGGCAGGGACGGAGCAGUUUGCUUCCAUGAGAGAUCUCUACAUUAAGAAUGGACAUGGAUUUAUAGUGAUGUAUUCGCUGACUAAUCAUCAAACAUUUCAGGAUAUUUCUAGUAUGAAAAAUGUGAUUACUCGCGUUAAAGGAAGUCAGCCAGCUCCAAUAUUGCUUGUAGCGAAUAAAUUCGAUUUGGACUGCCAAAGAGAGGUGUCUACUGCUGAAGGAAAUGCCUUGGCACAACUUUGGGAAUGUCCAUUUAUUGAAGCAUCAGCAAAAGAUCGAAUAAAUGUCAAUGAAGUCUUUGCCACGAUUGUUCGAGAAAUGAAUUUAACACAAGAAAAACGACAAAAAAAGAAAUACUGUUGUUGUACGCUUUUAUAGAAAUUUGUAAAUAUCUAAGAUAAUUAUAGUUAAAAAUAAAAAUCACUUAUAUGUAUGUCAUAAUGAUAA